Molecule: messenger RNA, 1589 nt
Organism: Anoplopoma fimbria (sablefish)
Lineage: Eukaryota; Metazoa; Chordata; Actinopteri; Perciformes; Anoplopomatidae
Gene: ren
Product: renin
Exons: 9
Coding region: 25-1221 (398 amino acids)
Biological process (GO): angiotensin maturation
Molecular function (GO): aspartic-type endopeptidase activity
Source: RefSeq, a predicted model, not a curated record
CCGCCUAUCAUCGGUGAAUUCAACAUGGCACUGCUGAUGAAUUACUGGAUGUGUUUGGUGGCUCUUUCAUCCACGUUGAUCUCCAGCCAUGCAUUGAGAAGAAUCUCCCUGAAGAAGAUGCCGUCUAUCAGAGAGACGCUGAGCGAGAUGGGUGUUUCUGCAGAGCAGGUCUUGACUGAGUUGGCCCAGAAGAGCACAGGCGACAACGACAACAACAACGGGACUGUUCCCACUCCUCUAACCAACUACUUGGAUACUCAAUACUUUGGGGAAAUCAGUAUCGGCUCUCCAGCCCAGAUGUUCAACGUGGUGUUUGACACGGGCUCAGCAAACCUGUGGGUGCCUUCCCAAAGCUGCUCACCUUUCUCCACUGCCUGUUUUACUCACAACAGGUACGACGCCUCCAAGUCUCGGACUUACAUUGAGAACGGAACCGGAUUUUCCAUCCAGUACGCCUCUGGUAAUGUCAGGGGAUUUCUGAGUGAAGAUGUGGUUGUGGUUGGUGGCAUCCCUGUGGUGCAGGUGUUCGCUGAAGCGGCCUCUCUGUCAGCCAUGCCUUUCAUCUUCGCCAAAUUUGACGGGGUCCUGGGUAUGGGUUACCCCAACGUGGCCAUCGAUGGCAUCACUCCAGUGUUCGACCGCAUCAUGUCCCAGCAUGUCCUGAAGGAAGAGGUGUUCUCCAUCUACUACAGUAGGGAUCCAAAACACUCCCCAGGUGGAGAGCUGGUCCUGGGUGGCACCGAUCCAAACUACUACACUGGAAACUUUAAUUACUUGGAAACCAGAGAGACCGGCAAAUGGGAAGUUACCAUGAAAGGUGUUUCCGUUGGGAUGGAGAUGAGUUUUUGUGCAGAGGGCUGCACAGCUGUUAUCGACACAGGCUCCUCCUACAUCACAGGCCCCGCCUCCUCAGUGUCGGCGUUAAUGAAAACCAUCGGAGCACAGCUGGAUGAAAGCGGAUACAAAGUCAACUGUGACUCUGUCAAGACGUUGCCAAGCGUCACUUUCCACCUGGGUGGCCAUGAAUACUCCCUCACCCACGAGGAUUACAUCCUAUGGCAAUCACAGACCGAAGGGGACGUCUGCACCGUCACCUUCAGGGGCUUGGAUGUGCCGCCCCCUACAGGUCCCAUCUGGAUUUUGGGAGCCAACUUCAUUGCCCGCUACUAUACAGAGUUUGACCGCCGCAAUAAUCGGAUAGGGUUCGCCACAGCAGUCUGAGGGAGAAGUCACGUCAGCCAUGUUGCUAUGUUUGCUUUUUCUCUAUCUGUGCUGCCUUCUCCUCUCUGCACAGCCCUCCUUUUCAUGAUAACUUGUGAACAAACAACAUCUGUUUUAAAAAAGUUAAAGAAGAGUGCACAUUAAAGAUCAUCAUCCUCCACUUUCUUGCAAAUCCUGCUUUCCCAUAUUUUGUACCAGUUGCACUGAACACCUUCUCACCUUUUUGUUUAUUAUUAUUUAUAAGCAUUUUCCAGCAAAUAUGUGUGUGUGUGUGUGUGUGUGUCACUGCUUUUAAUUAUCAUACAGCAACAGUAGAAAUCUAUGUACGAGUUGUACUGACAUAACAAGAAUAAACUUGUUUACCCGGG